Messenger RNA from Eremothecium gossypii ATCC 10895, 1047 nucleotides. Its product is annotated as DODA-type extradiol aromatic ring-opening family dioxygenase. The transcript has a single exon. NCBI's taxonomy places the organism in Eukaryota, Fungi, Ascomycota, Saccharomycetes, Saccharomycetales, Saccharomycetaceae. The record is from RefSeq and is marked provisional. Gene Ontology annotation, molecular function: zinc ion binding; ferrous iron binding; oxidoreductase activity, acting on single donors with incorporation of molecular oxygen. Bases 1 to 1047 code for a protein of 348 amino acids.
AUGGCCUAUCGCGGCUGGGUUCCAGGAUCCGAUUCUAUGCGCUCUGAUUCGCUACAUAGUCUGUUCUCCACUGUGAAGCCUCGUAUGCCCGUGUUCUUUAUAUCUCACGGUGCUCCCACCUUUAUGUAUCCCGAUGAGAAGUUCUGUGCCGAUCCUGGCGCCUACCGGGCCACGCAAAAUCUGGGCAAAUAUAUCCGAGAGGUUAUCAAACCCAAUUUUAUUCUGGUUGUCUCGGCACACUGGCAGUCCAACAAGCCUGGAACUGUGAAGAUCGCCAUACCCACGGCGCUGAGAUUAUGGCAGCAGCAGGGCAGCGUCCCCUUCCAAGACGGCGAAUCGGACGUAACUAAAGGGCACCCGUUGGAGAACGAAUUGAUAUACGAUUUUUAUGGGUUCUCGACCCGGAUGUACGAGGAGGAGUUCCAUAGCAAAUCAAGCAUGGCUCUAGCUACCGACAUCGCGGACACCAUCAACCACGUACGCAGCCCGCUAUGCGCUGUGCUCACAGAACGCGGCAUAGACCAUGGCGUUUGGGUCCCCCUAAAAGUUGCGUUCUCCGCUUCGAAGUGCGUGGAUGACGAUUGGGAUGUCCCGGUACCGCUGGUCCAAAUAUCACUGGCGGCGGGAAACGACCUGCGGGACCAGUAUGCGCUCGGGCGCCUCCUGUCCAGGUACCGCGACCUCGGCGGGUUGAUAAUAACGUCUGGCAUGGCUGUGCACAACCUGAGAGAUCUCUUCUGCGGAUCUGCCAUCGCAAAAAGCCACUCGCGCUCAUCUGCCUUUCACUGGGCACUGUCCAACGUCCUGCUAACCACGCCGCCCAACGCCUGUAAAUUCGGCAGACUACUUCGUCUCUUCUCGAGCGCGGAGGGACGAGAACUGUUGCAGGCUGCCCAUCCGACGUUGGAGCACUUCUUGCCCAUCAUAGUGGGUUUGGGUGCGGGGGAGGGCUUGGAUGGGCCUGACAAAUACACGAUCAGAGAGCUUUAUCAAAACGAUGCACCUUCAUUGGGGUGGUCUAUAUACCAGUAUGGUACCUACUCAUAA